AAAAAUAUAAUUUUUUGCAAUUUGGUGGUUGUUUUUAGUAAAAAAUUGACAGAUAUGGCUUUUGAUGUAGCUUAUUAGCUUCAUGCAGCAGGUUCAUAGAAUCUUUUUUACAAUUUAUGUUUGUCAAUUGCAAUGCAUCUGAUUGAUUGAAUCUACUUGUCCUUUUCUUUUCAGGCUGUGUUCUGUGUUCAGUUUGUUUGGAUGACCUGCCAGAAAACUUGAAUUCUGACGUCAAAUAUGUUAUCAGGAGAAUAGAGCAACAAGCUGAUUUGGGCUGAACAAUGUCUUUUUUGAAGUGGUUUUGGUUGUGAUCUUCACUACUUUAGGACUGAUUCACUGUUUUAUCAUCUCUUUGGUGUGACAAGUUGUUGAACUUUCUACAGUUUUUUAUGAUGUAUUUAUGUUGCAAUCUGAAUUUGCAUGGCAAAUCAAUGCAGCCACUAGGUUAUUUAAUUUGAAAUUUGAAAUAUGCUUCUCUGUGGCAGCUGGGCAAGUUCUCCCUUUCUUUCCUUUUGGUCUUUGCUCUCUUAAUUUUAAGAUUCCUCCGGAAAAUGUGUUUGAUAGCACCCGUAAACUGGAGGAUAAACGGUGGGUUUUUGGUUGAAACCACCUCCGAUGUCCCCAACAAAACAAAUUCAUCGUCUUCACCUCGAUUUUCCUCACCCUUUUCUCUUCCAGAUCUGGUCGUUCAUCACCCAUCACUUGCCCGCCUAACAGAUCCAGGAACACCGCAAAUCAAAUCUCAAAGUCUACCCCAAUCCGCCGGAAUAUGGCUCGAGUGGGUGGUGCUAGGCUACGCUACCGGUGUUGAAUAUCAUGGUGCUCGUCCUAAUGAUUUCUCCAGGAGAGAGAAAGAGACUUGCAGAGAACACAAGUUGGGCCAAAUUUGAGCUUCCAAUUUACGCGAUCCCCUUUUGAGCUUUCCUUUAGCCUUUUUCAAAGUUCUCGGUUGACUGCUCCACUUCAUUCAUCUUCUUUCCGUUUUCAUUAUUCGCUGCCAAAGCCACCGCCUUAGAUGUUUCAUUUAAACCAUUGAAAUAACUGAUCAUGUUCCCUUCCUCUCCAUUAUAGCUCCCUGCAAAGA
Molecule: messenger RNA, 1084 nt
Organism: Rubroshorea leprosula
Lineage: Eukaryota; Viridiplantae; Streptophyta; Magnoliopsida; Malvales; Dipterocarpaceae
Source: the annotation of a GenBank genome assembly